AUGGCCAGCAAGCCAGCUCAGAAACGAUUGACAAAGGAAUAUGUCGCGAUGCAGAAGGAGCCGCCCCCAUUUAUCUGGGCUGCCCCAGACGAGAAGAACAUCUUGAUCUGGAACUACAUUAUCCGGGGACCACCUGAUUCACCAUACGCUGGCGGAGAAUACCAUGGAGUGCUUCUCUUCCCUGCAGAAUACCCUUUCAAGCCUCCCGGAAUCAAGAUGUAUACGCCUUCAGGACGAUUCCAACCCGACAAGAAGAUCUGCUUCUCCAUGUCAGAUUUCCACCCAGGAUCCUGGAACCCAGCCUGGAGCGUUGCGACAAUUCUUACUGGCUUGCUAUCUUUCAUGCUUUCUGACGAAAUGACGACCGGCUCAGUAACAUCAUCAGAUGCGCACAAGAAGGCGUUUGCAGUUCGAAGUCAUGCCUGGAACUUGACACAAUCCAGGUUCCGAGACGCUUUCCCCGAGUACUGCACUCCUGAACCGAAGGAUUUACCGAACAUGGCGCAGAAGGAACGAGGGAAAGUCGAUCCUCCGCCGCCGACGCCAGCUACAAUAGCAUCCUCUUCGUCAUCUUCAUCAUCCGCUCCAACUGUCAACGCCGGUCCUUCACCGAUAGCGAAACCACCGGCUGGCAUCGCCGCACCAGCACCAGUGCCUGCACCGGCCAAUGCACGCCCCGCUAGAACGACCAGGGACGAGGUUGCUGCCCCGAACCGUGCGCCGAAUGCCAUGGGGUGGAUGACGAGCUUGAAGGAGGUCGUCUAUGAGAAGUGGCGGUGGUGUGCACUGAUAGCAUUUGCCGUCAUCCUAUCACGAUUCUCAACGGCGUAAUUCAGAUCGUACUACCACUUCCAACCGAGGGUCACAACCACUUCUCCCCCUUUCGCCUUGGGACCCUGCCUCCUCUCGCUCCUUGCGCGCAGUUGACAACUGUCCUUACUACCCUAGAUUCCCCUCUCUUUUGUUCCACCUGCCCUGGGGUCUUGUGUUAAUCAUACGUGGGUUAUCUUGUCCACCUGCCAUUAUCUUCUGAAUUCAAAGCCCGAGCAUCGAUGACGACGACAACCAUUGGCAUUCCUUUCUCUCCUCUCCUUAGUGACAUCACCCUCGUCACCGAUUCACACACCCCGCUCACCCGCACUCCUUGCAGACUUCGCUAAGUACUACACACAACCACUUCUAUUUAUCACCGGAUCUCAAGCCGUCCUUAUCUUCCAUUCUCUCGCUCUUUUAGUUCCUUCCUCUCCUGUUAGGCUCCUUACAGUGUUUGUACAUUAAUGUUCUUCCGGUUGAAGCUUUGACAUUCCUUGUUCUGUUGGGUUGAUGUAUAACAUCUUUUUUGGGGCCAUUUGUCCCUUUU
Messenger RNA from Coprinopsis cinerea okayama7#130, 1360 nucleotides. Its product is annotated as ubiquitin-conjugating enzyme E2 6. Lineage: Eukaryota; Fungi; Basidiomycota; Agaricomycetes; Agaricales; Psathyrellaceae. Bases 1 to 831 code for a protein of 276 amino acids. The transcript is spliced from 7 exons. The record is from RefSeq and is a predicted model, not a curated record.